AUGUUAAAGAAUCGUCUUCAGCACCUUUACCUUUGGGAUAUAGCAGGCCAAGAGCGUGUAAGGGGACUGAACCGCGUGUACUUUAAGGGAUCCAGUGGUGCACUUGUUGUGUAUGAUGUGACAAACGGGUCAACAUUGGAUGGAGCUCUUAACUGGAAACAUGAACUUGAUGGUCAAGUAAUGCUGAGAAACGGCCUUCCGGUCCCUGUUGUACUUCUGGCCAAUAAAUGUGAUGAGACUAAAGUGUGUCGGAGGAACGCCUCUCUUCUGGAGAAUCUCUGCCAGGGGAAGGGCUUCAUUGAAUGGUUUCAGACAUCAGCAAAGGAGAAUAUCAAUUUGGAUGAAGCUGCUAAAUUCCUCGUGAAGCACAUUCUCCAAAACAAUGAGGAAUCAGUGAAAGAAGAAGAGCAGAACAUGCAAAUCAACCUGAAGCAGCAGGCAAAGAGCAAAUCAACCUGCUGCUGA
Messenger RNA from Carassius auratus (goldfish), 465 nucleotides. Its product is annotated as ras-related protein Rab-32-like. The transcript is spliced from 4 exons. Gene Ontology annotation, cellular component: phagocytic vesicle; lysosome; late endosome. NCBI's taxonomy places the organism in Eukaryota, Metazoa, Chordata, Actinopteri, Cypriniformes, Cyprinidae. Gene Ontology annotation, molecular function: GTP binding; GTPase activity. The coding region runs from base 1 to 465 and encodes 154 amino acids. The record is from RefSeq and is a predicted model, not a curated record. Gene Ontology annotation, biological process: endosome to lysosome transport; phagosome-lysosome fusion.